AUGCUUUCGGAGACUGUCUACGCAACCUAUCCUUUCAACGCUGUGAAUGAUGAUGAAAUAAGCUUUCAGCGUGGAGAUCCUAUUAUAGUGCUGGAAAAGGACGACAUAUACGCGGAUGGUUGGUGGCUGGGUCAAAACAUUCACGGACACAUUGGACUUUUCCCUAUGAAUUACACAAGUUAUAGUAGACCUGCAUCACAUUCGUCAUCCGGCGGUUCUGUUCAAAAUAGUGUUGAAAAAACGGCGACUGAAAAUAAUAGUAAUAAUGGCGGAAGAUCAACCAAACCACCGUCGCCGUUACCUAGUUUUAAUGGCCGAACGAAAAUAUCAGGCCCCGAACCUCGGAUGCAAAGUCCUUUAGUUAGUUAUAUACAAAAUAAGUUGCAUGAAUUAGUCAUGGAUAACGAAAAAACGCCUGAUAUCUCGAACUCUCCUCCAACAACCUGGAAUGUAGAGCAGGUGUGCCAAUGGUUAAGAAAAGAAGGGCUUGACUCGGUGAUAGAUCAUUUUGUUGAAAAUGACAUCACGGGUGAUAUUCUAAUCAACCUGGACCGGGAUUCUUUAAAAGAAUUGAAUAUAGUUUCAUACGGUAAACGAAUUCGCAUAAUGAAUGCCAUAAAAGUUCUUAGAAGUGAACACAUACCAGAUGCGAACGAAAGUUACAAUAACAAGUCAACUAAUGAUCAGCGGUCGAACGGAAAUUCCGGCCAAAAUACAAGAUCUCCAACUUUGAAGUCGACAACAUCGGGUUCUACAGUUGGUGACUUACAACCAUAUACCGAACAAAGAGUCUCCUCGGACACCGGCAAACGUCUUUUCUCCUCGAUGUCGACAGGCACUUCGCAAGAAGUUGUUAAAAACACGAAUUCUUUCGGAAGCCCUGAUGGGGAUAAAAUUCAGACUAUGGCUGAAAAAUAUUUUGGAAAAAAGAGCCAAAAGAUACUCUCAAAACUUAGUCUUGCGAGUAGGGAGGAUAAGGAAGAUGAGAGAAACAAUGGAACAAUGGUUUUCAGCAGGGGGAGGGAAGUUGAGAAUGAGAUUUAUGAAAAAAAUGGAGGCGAAAAGAUUUCGCACCAUUUUUCAUUUAAAUCUAAGAAAAAGAAAAAAAGGAGCAAUUUAACAACGAAUGGCGGAUGGAAUUUCUGGAUGGAAGGUGAAGAAGUCGAAACAAAAGAAUUUGACGAUGGCGAGAGGUUUAAGAGCAAAACGUUGGGUGCCUCCUAUCGACCGAUUUUUUCAGAGAAGGAUCAAUCACCCGAAUCAAUUUUUCGCGGAAACUUGAAAAAGAAUUUACCAAUGGAUCAAAACGGAAGUCAGACAGGUCAACCAAAGUAUUCCGUAGAGGAAGUGCGAGAAUCAGAUUACCCCGAAAGUAGGUUCACCGAGAGCGAUGAAGAAAAAGUGAUCUUGAAAAACAUUGGUACACCGGAUUAUGAGGGAUGGCUUAAAAAGCAGGGUGACAGAUACAGAUCAUGGAAAAGUCGAUAUUGCAUACUAAAGGGCGUCAAUUUAUACUAUCUUCAAAGCGAAAAGCAGUCAGUUCAAACUCCUCGGGUUAAAGGUCACCUGAAUCUCACAGGCUAUCGAGUCAUAUCAGAUGAGGGCGUAUUACACGGAAAAUACGGAUUUAAGUUAAUACAUGAUACCAAACGAACUUAUUAUUUUGCACACGAUAAUUUGGAAAAAACGAGAGGUUGGAUGAAAGCUAUAAUGAAGGCUACAAUAUCAAGAGACAUAGGAUCUCCUGUGAUCUCGUCAAGCAACCUUACAACCGUAUCACUUUCUGAAGCUCAAAAUAUGAAUCAGAAAAUCUUAAAUUCCACAAAGCUAGGCCGACCAAAAUCACCAAUGACGCCCUCUCCUAUACUGCAAAUUUCUGCUCCAAUUGCAACCCGACCUACAGCAUACGGCAGGAGCGAUGUCUUUUAA
Molecule: messenger RNA, 1929 nt
Organism: Acaulospora morrowiae
Lineage: Eukaryota; Fungi; Glomeromycota; Glomeromycetes; Diversisporales; Acaulosporaceae
Source: the annotation of a GenBank genome assembly